This is a messenger RNA of Electrophorus electricus (electric eel), 9861 nucleotides long. NCBI's taxonomy places the organism in Eukaryota, Metazoa, Chordata, Actinopteri, Gymnotiformes, Gymnotidae. The record is from RefSeq and is a predicted model, not a curated record.
GCUGUGCUGCUGAACGCGAGUGAAAAUGGCGAGCGACGGACCCCCGGGCACCGAGUCUAACCCGGAUUUGGGUGCCGCAGUGGCGGCUUUGAACGCAUGGAGCAUUCCGGAGUUGCAAGCCAAACUGGCGGAGAUCGGGGCUCCUGUGAUGGGCCCAAGAGAAGAGUUAAUUGACCGGCUGAAAACGUAUAUGAUGCAGACUGGAAUGAUCGUGAGUAAAUCCAGCAUGGCAAGUGGAGAUGACAAGGCCAUGACCACGAUGCCGGGUCUGCCUCCCAUGCCCCCAAUGCCCUCCAUGCCUCUGCCCCCAGGCAUGGGUAUGCUUCAGGCUAUGGGCAUGAUGGGAGGCCCCCCUCCGGCCAGCAUGCAUAUGGGCAUGGAACCUCCCGGGCUGGCACCAGACGACCCGCUGAAGAUGGUCCAGCAGAGGGCUGCCAUGAUGAUGCAGCAGGAGGACAGAGCGGGUCAGAGUGACUCCAGAGUGAUGGAGGAGCAGCUGAAAGAACAGGAGCUUCUUGAGCAGCAGAAGAGGGCCGCACAGCUGCUGGAGCACGAGAGGCAGCAGGAGCUGGCUAAGAUGCAGCAGGGCCCACCGGGCACCCGGGGUCCAGAGCCUAGCCCCGGACCCGGACCCGGCCCUGGCCCCAACCUGCUGCCCCCCAUACCUCCACUAAGAACCUUGACAACUAGUGGCCCACCCCCUCCCGGUGUUUCCAUGGUACCACAGGCUAGUCAGAGGCAGAGAGUACCGCCUCCACCUGGAGAGGAUGCUAGAGAGAUGUGGCAGAGUGAGGAGGUUGGCAUUGGGCCAAAGAUCCCCCAGGCUUUGGAGAAGAUCCUGCAGCUGAAAGAGAUCAGGCAGGAGCAGCUCAUUACUACAGAUGAGGAAGAUGACGAGACCCUAGAUGCAGACAUGAACUCCACUCGUAUGUACUCGGAUGAGGAAGAUGAAGGCGGUCUGUCUAAAAAAGAUAAAAGCAAAAGACGCAGAAACAGGAAGAAGAAGAACAAGAAGAAGAGGAGUCAAGAGCAAAAAGAUCAAGAGGAGGAGCGAAAGAACAUGGCAGCGAAAGAAAAAGACAUUGAGAUCGAGUACGUCACGGAGGAGCCUGAGAUAUACGACCCCAACUUCAUAUUCUUUAAGAGGAUCUUCGAAGCCUUCAAGCUGACGGAUGAGGUGAAGAAGGAGAAGGAAAAGGAGCCUGAGAAAGCAGAAAAGCAGGAAGUGAUGUCACUGAAAAAGAAAGGAUUUUUAGAAGAAAAGAAAGACAGCGAUGACAGUGAUGAGGAAGCCAAGAAAGACACUCCCAAACUGUCCAAGAAGAAGCUAAGGCGGAUGAACCGAUUGACUGUAGCCGAACUCAAACAGCUGGUGGCUCGGCCGGAUGUGGUGGAGAUGCACGACGUGACGGCGCAGGAGCCCAAGCUGCUGGUGCACCUGAAGGCCACGAGGAACACGGUGCCCGUGCCUCGUCACUGGUGCUUCAAGCGCAAGUACCUGCAGGGCAAGAGGGGCAUAGAGAAGCCACCUUUCGAGCUGCCCGAGUUCAUCAAGCGCACCGGCAUCCAGGAGAUGAGGGAAGCCCUGCAAGAGAAGGAGGAUGCCAAAACGAUGAAGACUAAAAUGCGAGAGAAGGUUCGGCCAAAGAUGGGCAAGAUCGACAUCGACUACCAGAAGCUCCACGAUGCCUUCUUCAAGUGGCAGAUCAAGCCCAAGCUCACCAUUCACGGGGACCUGUACUACGAGGGGAAGGAGUUUGAGACGCGACUGAAGGAGAAAAAGCCUGGAGAUUUGUCUGAUGAGCUGAGGAUAGCUCUGGGCAUGCCCACUGGCCCCAACUCCCAUAAGGUUCCUCCUCCCUGGCUUAUUGCCAUGCAGAGGUACGGUCCUCCCCCCUCCUACCCCAAUCUGAAGAUCCCUGGGCUCAACGCCCCCAUUCCUGAGAACUGCUCGUUUGGCUACCAUGCCGGAGGCUGGGGGAAGCCUCCUGUGGACGAGACUGGAAAGCCCCUCUAUGGAGAUGUGUUUGGGACCAAUGCUGUUGAUUUCCAGGCCAAAGCAGAAGAGGAAGAGGUGGACCGCACACCAUGGGGUGAGCUGGAGCCGUCGGAUGAAGAGUCCUCAGAAGAAGAUGAGGAGGAGGAGAGUGAUGAGGACAAACCGGAUGAAACCGGAUUCUUCACACCUGCGGACAGUGGUCUAAUCACUCCUGGUGGGUUCUCCUCUGUUCCUGCGGGUAUGGAGACGCCCGAGCUGAUUGAACUCAGGAAGAAAAAGAUUGAAGAGGCCAUGGACGGGAACGAGACUCCUCAGCUGUACACGGUUCUGCCUGUGAGACCAACGGGCCCGGUGGGGGCGGCCAUGAUGGCCUCCACACACAUCUACGACAUGUCUGCGGCGGGAGCGGGCCGUAAGGCGGGCGGAGCAGUAGGCGGCGCGGGUGACUCCCAGGGUGUGGAGGUUGCCCUGGCUCCGGAGGAGCUGGAGCUGGACCCCAUGGCCAUGACGCAGAAGUACGAGGAGCACGUGCGUGAGCAGCAGGCCCAGGUGGAGAAGGAGGAUUUCAGUGACAUGGUGGCUGAGCACGCUGCCAAGCAGAAGGAGCGCUCGAGCACUGCUCUGCUCGGCACCGAGAAAUUUCCGCUUCCUGCACCGAUAAACAUCCUCACCGAGUUGAGAAACACUCCCCGCGGUCCUUUCGCAACGAGUACGGGAUUUUACGCCGUGAACGCUGUAGCCUGCACACCCAAGCGAUCGUUACAAGAACGGGCUAAACCUCGCGCCUCGUGGACGGAUGGUAAUCCUCGUGCUGUAGGUGAUUUUCGGUGCAGCGGAGCUUCGAGGAACUGCCCGAAUACCUCUAAGCGUUUCAGCUGUUUUGAAACCAAAUCUACCUCCAGCAUGUCGGAGCGAGGAGGGCUCCCGAGGACUGGAGGGGUACCGUCACCGCAGCCCUCCAAACCGGUUGCGAUUAGCUCGAAUCGCCCGGUACACAUGAACCUCUAUGCCACCUGGGAAGUGGACCGAUCGUCCCCGAGCUGUGUGCCAAGGCUCUUCAACCUGACCCUGAAGAAGCUGGUGAUGCUGAAGGAAUUGGAUAAGGAUUUGACCUCUGUUGUUAUCGCCGUCAAACUCCAGGGAUCAAAACGAAUUCUGCGCUCCAAUGAAAUUUCGCUGUCUUCAGCUGGACUGACAGAGACUGACUUGCAGCUUACAUUUUCUUUGCAGUACCCACAUUUCCUGAAGCGCGACGCCAACAAGCUCCAGAUAAUGCUCCAGCGCAGGAAGCGCUACAAGAACCGCACCAUCCUGGGCUACAAGACCCUCGCCCUGGGCCUCAUCAACAUGGCUGAGGUGAUGCAGCACCCUACAGAAGGUGCUCAAGUGUUGGGCCUCCACAGCCAGCUGAAGGAGGCGUCUGUGCCCGUGGCAGAGGUGAAGGUCUACUCCCUCUCCAGCCAGCCUAUUGACCACGAGGGGCCCAAAGCGAAGAUGAACGAUCGUUCUCCGGACAUGGAUAACUAUUCCGAGGAGGAAGAGGAGAGCUACUCGUCGGAGCAGGAGGGCAGUGAUGACCCUGUUCAUGGACAGUAUCUGUAUGAUGAAGAUGAUGAGGUGAGGAAGAAGAAACCUCGGCGUAAACUUACAUCCAGUGCAGCAAUCACCAGACAGCCCAACAUCAAGCAGAAGUUUGUGGCCUUGCUGAAGAGGUUUAAGGUUUCAGAUGAGGUGGGCUUCGGCCUGGAGCACGUGUCCCGCGAGCAGAUCCAGGAAGUGGAGGAGGAUUUGGAUGAGUUGUAUGACAGCCUGGAGAUGUACAACCCCAGCGACAGCGGACCCGAGCCGGAGGAGACGGACAGCAUCCUCAGCACCCCCAAGCCAAAGCUCAGGCCAUUCUUUGAGGGAAUGUCCCAGUCGAGCUCACAGACGGAGAUCGGCAGCCUGAACAGCAAGGGGAGCUUGACCAGAGAGAACUUCAGCCCCGGGGAGCAGCCCCCCUCUGAUAAGAUGAAAUACUCACGCAGUCGUAACCUGGAAGAGGCACAGACUGAGACAGAUGGACUGGAGGGGAAUGAUCAGGAGCUCUUUGUGGACAUGGGUCCCUCCAUUACUGUGUCAGCAGUUGAGAAACCCCGCACUCCGCUGAAGUCUAGCAAGAGUGAAGGUCAAACAAUGCCCUCACCCAGGUUGGAGGGGACACACACACCACGACAGAAGCGCAGUACCCCGAUGAAGGAGCGACAGCUCUCCAAACCACUGACUGAGAGAACCAACAGCUCAGACAGUGAGCGGUCCCCAGAACUAGGACACAGCACACAGGGCCUUAGGAAAGCUGUGUAUGAUCAGUUGAAUCAGAUUUUGUUGUCUGAUUCUGCAUUACCUGAGAGUCUCAUCCUUGUCAAUGGCAAUGACUGGCAAGGCCAGUAUGUAGCAGAGCAGCUGCAGAUCCAGAAGCAGCCGGUGGUGUGUACGUGUUCAGCUGCAGAGAUUCAGACCAUCCUCUCUGCUGUUCUCACACGCAUACAGAAGUUUUGUAACUGCAACUCCUUGAUGCCCCGGCCGGUGAAGGUGGCGGUGGUCGGACCUCAGAGCUACCUCGGCGCUAUCCUGCAGUUUUUCGUCAGCCAGCUGGCCAAUAAGACAUCUGAUUGGCUCAACCACAUGCGCUUCCUGGUGGUUCCUCUUGGCUCCCAUCCUGUUGCUAAGCAUCUGGGUGCCCUUGACAACCGUUACUGUUCCGUCUUCCUGGACGGAGCAUGGAGAGAGUUGUUCAGUCGCUCUGAACCGCCACAGUCAGACAUGUUAGAUGUGGCCGGCCGUAUAGCUCAGUACAUCAGCGGGGUCACGCUCACCCACCAGCUCCCCAUUGCCGAGGCAAUGCUGACGUGCAAGCCCAGAACGCGGGAUGAAGACUCCUAUCAGAAGUUUAUCCCCUUUAUUGGUGUGGUAAAAGUGGGUCUUAUCGAGCCAGGACAGUCAGCUACAGGUGAUGCCGAAGAGGGCGUGUCUGUAAAUUUGUCAGUCCCCUCGACAUCGCCGCCUUCUCAUGGCUCUCCAGCAAGUCUUAAAGAGACAGCGACGCCCCCUUCCUCACCCUCUAUGGGUGCGGUGCUGGCAGUGCAGGGGAGCCCCAGCAUGUCCCAUGGCGUGGACGCCAUUGGUCUGCAGGUGGACUACUGGCUGGCGUCUCUGGCAGAGAAGCGACGUGAGGGGGAGAGAAGAGACACAGGCUGCAAGAACACCCUAAAGAGCGCCUUCAGGUCCCUGCAGGUCAGCCGUCUGCCAGGAGGCGCUGCCAAUGAGCCACAUGCGUCCGUCUCCACCAUGUCCAUGACCGUGGUCACAAAAGAAAAGAACAAAAAAGUUCCAACCAUCUUCCUGGGGAAGAAACCUAAAGAGAAAGAGGUGGACUCCAAGAGUCAGGUGAUUGAGGGCAUCAGCAGGCUCAUCUGUUCAGCCAAGCAGCAGCAGACCAUCCUGAAAGUGUCCAUUGACGGCGUGGAGUGGAAUGAUGUGAAGUUCUUCCAGCUUGCAGCCCAGUGGCCAACGCACGUCAAGUACCUCCCAGUUGGAUUGUUUGGCUACAGCAAGCCGCCCUCCUAGGACGGCCCACUUGGCCUCUAACUCCUCCCCUUCACUCAGCAGCCUUCGCCCUAUUGCACACAGUUCCUGACAGUCGGAAUGCUAGCCAAUUGUAGCGGAGUUGUGAGGAGGCAGCCUACCCUAAGUGAUGCUCUGAUUGGGGGUAGAUGGUGUUGCAGGGUUUGAGUUGGUGGCUGAGGUGUACUUUUUUUAAUGGCGCUAGUCACUUUUAUUUAUUGAAAGGUCAAAGAGCACCAAUUCUGAGCAUACAAGCACAAAACGGGGGACCUUCAGUCUACCAACAAGAGUCACACUGACAGCAUGACAAAGCAGAAAUCCAAAAAAAAUGACCCUAGUCAUGACCUCUGAUGCAGUGCACUCUUGAACAUAAUUGGCCUCACUGUCAAUGUUUUGGUGGAAUCAACAAACACUGUUAACCUCUGAUCUGCAUGUCUACAGCACCCACCAUCCACUAGUACAAUUUGUGUUAUGCAGCGUAUGUACCUGUGCAUGUGAUCAGCUGUGCACCUACUAUUCGCCACCUAAAGCUUUGCUGUUUUCACUGAGCGUGCCCAUUUUGCUGUGGCGUGGAUGCUCUGUCCACCGGCUACUUCUGUGCGUUUUGUUCUUAAUUUUAUACACAAGUUAAGCUUUUGUCUUAUAGGAGCAUUCAACUGUUUGGUUCUAAUGUGAGUACAUCAAAAAGUGUCCUUUUUAUAAAAUGUAUGUAGCUCAAGGUUUUUUUGUUUUUUUGUUUGUUUGUUUGUUUUCUUCAUAGAACAUAUCUCCAAAGAUCACACUGGCCAGUCCGAAUGCAAACAUAUGUCAUUUGUCCAGUGGUCACACCAAGUCCUCAUGGUUGUAAAAACGACUGGUGUUCUUAGUUGUCCGUUUAGUGGUAAUGAGGAAAGAUGGUUUCAUCCAGGUUGAGGUGAAUUAAAAUCAUAUGGAGAUUAAAAAAAAUAAUAAUCCCAUACUUCAUUUUAGCAAAGUGUGUGAGACUAAUUUACUAGUUUCUGAAGAUUCUUUUUUUUUUUUUUUUUUUUUUUUUUUUCCAACCAUCAGCUUUUUCCAAGGUUCUUCAGCAGACUUGGCCAGGGUAAGGAUCUUUUAGAUCUGAAAUGCUGUUGCAAGCUGUGCACUUAAUUUACAUUAGACUUAAUUUACAUUUCACAAACACAUUUUCUUCCACAGUACUAUAUUGUUGGGAGUUAGGAAAUUACUCUUAACGAGAGAGUUCUCAAGAAUGAAAGAAUAUAUGAUGCUUUUUGCCAAGUAGCAUGAUAUCAUUGUUGGCAUAAACUGUCUUUAAAGGGAUAUUUCGAACACGGCUCAUAGUUUAUUCUUCUUCGUAAGUUAAGUAUAUUGGUUCCUACUGUCAUUGAUGUUUGGUUUGGUAACCAAAGAAAGGUUUAUCUAAAAUUCCAUCUCAUAUUUGGUUUGUUGUUUCCUAAACAUUACGGUAAAAAGAAUUAGACAUCAUUCAUUUUGGAGUCUUUACAUUUGAUUACCUCAGUCAAAGCUUUUUGACUUGUAGCCAAAGCAAAACCAUUCUGUUCCCUGUUUCAGUGAUUGGGGGAGGUUACUGGUAAAACAUCCUCAGAAUCAAGGUUAUGUGGCUUGAAAUACGGAAAUUCAUUUUGGCCUUUUAAAAAAUAAAUAUAGCAAGAUGUAUCAAAGGCAUGGAUUUAAUAUAAAAAUGAACACACUUUUUUUUUUUUUAAUGAUCUUCCUCUAUGCUUUGAUAAUGUAUGUCAUUCCCUGAUAUUCAGAUGUUAUCAUUCCCUUUUUAUGAUCUUUUUAUUUACUUUCUUAUGAGGAAGUGAUUGCUAAUUUACUUCAAGCACAGUUUGUUCACAUAUUGCGGUUUUGAGUAAUGUCUAAAUUAACUCACAACUGUCUUCACAAUCAGGAAUCAAAUAUUAAACUCUGAAAAGCUCUUUUAAGAGCAGAUCUGGCAUCAGGUUUUAAGAGCAGAUCUGGCAUCAGGUUGCCACUCACAAUUGGAGUCAUUAACAUGAAGAGCUAAGAGCCAAUGCUGAUCUUCAGUCAGAGUUUAAGAGCUACUAUCGCCCUUUAUCUGCUUAGCUGCUAGUUGUAGAAACGGGCAGCUUCUACUAAAGUGAUGUUCUAUUUUUGUCUGAGUUAUGUGAGGUAUAUUUGUUGGUGUUAAGGUGACAAAGGUUUUAGUGUAUGAAAUUAGGUUAUUGAAAACAAAAUGGCUAUAAAAUAAUGUUGUGCCACUGUAAGAGUGAUGUGAGCAUGUGUUAAUUUCAGUGGUUGCUGAUCAAUUUUGUGGUGUGUAUUUUUAGCAGUAUGCCUACCCUUUAAUCAUGACACAAGGCUACAUAAGACCUCUGAUUGGCUAAGCUUGUGACCUUUCAGUGGGGUGUUUCUUACAGAAAUGACACGCAAAGUAGUAGUUCUCCACCCAUUUAAAUACAGCAAAAUAUACAGAAGUGUACAAGAAAAUUACAUGACAAUUAUGAUGUAUUUUCUAGGGUUUUUGUCUCAGUUUAUCACAUUCUAAAUGCUAAAGGUUUGAGUAGAUUACAAAGAUUCCAGUUCUUGGGAUUUUUGUGUGGCAAAAAGUAUUAAGUUUGUUACAAUCCAAAUGGGUUAACUGAAAUAUUUGUUGGAACCUUUAUUUCUGGAGUGGAUAUUAACAAAAAAAACUUUUUUUUUUUUUUUUUUUUAGUUUAAUUUUAUUUUAUGUUUUCCCAUAUUCUUUUUUUUAAUGCAAGUUUUGCAAAAAGAGCUUGCAAACAUGCUAAUAAAUAUUCCAUAGCACAUUUGCUUGUCACCACUCCCUACUGAUAUAGCUCACCAAAUGCCAACAACUAAAGAAACUCCAAAUGAGUUUUUAGUAGAUUAGUGCUGGGUCAUGGUGGUCACCAGUGGAGUUGAGCCCUACCAGACCCCUCAAACUCUGCCUGCUUAGUGUUCUGGGGAUCUUUGGCCAGAUCUUGAAGUAGACCAGACUGUCAGUCAUUCUCUGACAGAGUGCCUGCUAUCUUCCCCUUCAAAGAACCUGGCAGCCAUUCUGGUGCGCUGAUUGUCUGCAUGUUGUAAGCAGUGGCUCUUUGUGCAAAACCUUUUCAACAGUGAACACCUUUUGAGUGGUACUGUCCAGCUGUAUCAAGCUUAUGCACACAGAUCUUUUGACUGAUCCAAUGUGGCUUGGGCUGUAUUUCAAAAAAUUCAUUAGUUGGAGCUGUUUCAUUUUUGUUUUACAUUAUUAAUUUUUAAUAUGGAAUAUUUGUAAAAUAGCCCAGAAAUGAUGAUGAUGAAUGCCACUGCCAGAGAGCUCCAGCUGUCUUAUUCUAUAUCACUAGAAGUGCAAGAUACAGGGCUUGGUGUAGUAUUGCUGAUCUAAUAAGAAUGGUCACAAAUAUUGACUUUUUUUGCAAUGUUACCUAUUUUAAUGCAAUGUCAUUUUAAUGGAGACUGAUGCACUUUGUUCCAUUUGAAGUUGCGCCACUGUCUCAUUUGAAUCGUCUUGUUGCCUUCUUCUGGUGGUCUGUGUAUGAACAGCGCGUGUUUUCCCUUUUGUGCUGUUCAAUCUGUCAUGAUGUCUGGACCAGUCAUUGAAUCUGUGUUUUGUGUGACGUCAAUGUUUUACUGUCCUUACUGAACAAAUUCCUUGCACACUGAUUGAAAACUAAUACUUUGUAAGGCAACUGAAAAAAAUAAUUCUCUUCACUCCUGCACAAGGGCCUGAUUUGCUAAAGUUAUUACCAUGUGUGGAAUUUGUCAGAAAUGUAAAACCAGUUAUUUGGAGUGAAGUUUAUCAUAAUCACUGAUCCAUAAACUUAAUCAUGUGUCACUUGCUUUAGUAAAUCAGACCUUAAGAGCCUUUGAGUUUCUUCAUCACAUUGAGAAAAUACUUGUAUUGAAUUCAACAAGCUUUGGUGUUCUGAGUUCUUGCAAAAGCUAAUCCCAAGGCUCAGGAUCAGUGUGGUAGAAUAGCGCACUGACAUUUGGCGCAAACGUCUUGCUAGAGAAGCCGAGCUUGUGGAUGAAAGUAUUUUUGCACAUGCACUGUUUUUGGUUUAGUAGUUUUCGGUCCUUUGCCUUUUGCCUAUAUCAAAAAAUAACAGUGCUUGUACAUAUCUUUAAGAAGUGCUUGUAAUAUGAAUCUAGUUCUUGGAUAUUUUUUUGUUGUUUUUUCAAUUCAAUGUUUUGUAGUACUGCUUUUUCAUUAUUUAGUUGUCAGUGGGCUAAUGUGUGGGAUCAAAAAGUGGUCUUUUUUUAAUAAACAGUUUAUUUGUACUCUG